Engraulis encrasicolus (European anchovy) is the source of this 709-nucleotide messenger RNA. RefSeq names its product sterile alpha motif domain containing 10a (gene samd10a). Gene Ontology annotation, biological process: cell surface receptor protein tyrosine kinase signaling pathway. Gene Ontology annotation, cellular component: cytoplasmic side of plasma membrane. The record is from RefSeq and is a predicted model, not a curated record. Lineage: Eukaryota; Metazoa; Chordata; Actinopteri; Clupeiformes; Engraulidae. The transcript is spliced from 5 exons. Gene Ontology annotation, molecular function: protein binding. Bases 59 to 583 code for a protein of 174 amino acids.
GAAUACUACACGCUAAACCACACCUGAAGGGAGCUGAAACAGGGACAGGUUGCGCGCCAUGGCCGUGGACGCUGCAUCUAGUUUUAGCUUCUGUCGGCCAGCUGUGGAGUACAAGGCCCUGCCGGAGGACUUCAAGUAUCACCUCUCGCGCUGCACGGGGGGCAACUUGACCUGGCACGAGGGCCGGCACAAGUUAGCAGGGGGGCGCUCAGUCAAACUGCUGCAGCAGCCCGGAACCGAAAAACUGCAGCUCCGAACAGGAGAUACGUACUCUGUGUAUCACACCAGCCCCAUCCUCCCUAGUCUUUACCGACCUGUUGUGCUUUGGAGUCAACAAGAUGUGUGUCGCUGGCUGAAAAAACACUGCCCACACAACUACCUUACCUACGUGGAAGCCUUCUCCCACCACGCCAUCACAGGUCGUGCUCUGCUGCGUCUGAACGGGGAGAAGCUGGAGAGGAUGGGCCUGGUGCAGGAGACCCUGAGACAGGAGCUCCUCCAGCAGGUGCUGCAGCUUCAGGUGCAGGAGGAGGGACGCAACCUCCAGCUGCUCAGCCGGGGUUUGGUUGGAAACCUGUCGUAAUCCAUCCAUCCGUGGGACCUCUCACCGUGGCAGAGCAGAAGGGGAGAAGAUGAAAGUGAAAUAGGCAGAAGGAGGACACUACAAAGCAUCGGACCGUGGAGCUGUAACUUUGCGUGUGUAUGUGUG